AUGUAUCUCGCCGGGUUAUCCUUUUUAUCCUUAUCAAAAAGAAAAGAAAAGAAAAAAAAAAAAAAAAAAAGUUUCAGAAGAAAUUUUCCGGGAAACGGCAAAAGAAAAGAGCUCAUCACUUUCGCAAUCAACCUAAACCUCAAUAGCCAAAAAGUUAUCAAUCGCCUCAAGACGAUCAAGAAAAGGUACAGAGUGAUGAGAGACAUACUUAGUCGAGACGGAUUCUGGUGGAACUCGAGCACAAAGAUGAUUGAUUGCGAAAGUGAUGAGCUCUGGAAAAGAUAUAUUGCUGUAUACCCAGACGCAAAAGCAUUUAGGGGAAAGCAAAUUGAGAUGUAUGAAGAACUUAGAACAGUAUGUGGUGACUAUCAAACUUCAGGUCGAUAUAGCAAAGUGAAGAGUGAAAGCAAUCAUCAUCUUAACGACAUAAAACACUUUGAAGAAGACUCUGUUUCAUUCCCUUUAGCAAGUUCUGAAGAACAUAGUGAUACAGAUGGAACUGAGUCAUACGCAGGAGGAGCAAAUGAGUAUAUGCAUGAAGAGUCUCAAGAUUAUCCUCCUCCUCCUCGAGAUCCUUUAAGACAACCUUCUAAACGUCCUCGAAACUUGGAUCCAUUCCAAGAAGCAAUGUUUGCAGUUGCCUCUAGCAUUCGUCGCCUAGCUGAUGCAGUGGACCAAAGCAAAACUUCGAUCAAUACAGAGGACUUGUUGGAAGCAGUGAUGGAGAUUGAUGGGUUGGACGAAGCAAAACAGAUGUAUGCAUUUGAGUUUCUGAAUGGUGAUCCAGUCAAAGCUAGAGCUUUCAUGGCUUAUAAUAAGAGGAUGAGGAAGAUGUUUUUGUCUCGACAGUUUUGGUGGUGGAAGUAACUAACGGAUUUGCUUCUAUGGCCUCAAAGAAUCUUCCUCUUUUUUUUUUUUUU
This is a messenger RNA of Camelina sativa (false flax), 920 nucleotides long. The record is from RefSeq and is a predicted model, not a curated record. NCBI's taxonomy places the organism in Eukaryota, Viridiplantae, Streptophyta, Magnoliopsida, Brassicales, Brassicaceae.